Mesoplodon densirostris (Blainville's beaked whale) is the source of this 2196-nucleotide messenger RNA. RefSeq names its product solute carrier family 15 member 1 (gene SLC15A1). The record is from RefSeq and is a predicted model, not a curated record. Bases 1 to 2196 code for a protein of 731 amino acids. Gene Ontology annotation, cellular component: membrane. Lineage: Eukaryota; Metazoa; Chordata; Mammalia; Artiodactyla; Ziphiidae. Gene Ontology annotation, molecular function: dipeptide transmembrane transporter activity. The transcript is spliced from 21 exons. Gene Ontology annotation, biological process: transmembrane transport; oligopeptide transport.
AUGUAUCCGCUACUUUCCAUGCCGUUAGCCCUCAUUGGCGAAGAUGGACCAGUGAGGAGCUUGUUUCAAACGCAGACUGUUUCUCUUUGUCAGAGUUGCUUUGGUUACCCCUUGAGCAUCUUCUUCAUCGUGAUCAAUGAGUUCUGUGAAAGAUUUUCCUACUAUGGAAUGAGAGCGAUCCUGAUUCUGUACUUUCAACGCUUCCUCCACUGGAGCGACAAUCUGGGCACCGCCAUCUAUCACACGUUUGUGGCUCUGUGCUACCUGACGCCCAUCCUCGGAGCUCUCGUGGCCGACUCGUGGCUGGGGAAGUUCAAGACGAUUGUGUCGCUCUCCAUUGUCUACACCAUUGGACAAGUAGUCAUUUCAGUGAGCUCAAUUAAUGACCUCACGGACUUCAACCACGAUGGAACCCCUGACCAUAUUUCUGUGCACGUGGCACUGUCCAUGGUUGGCCUGGCCCUGAUAGCUCUGGGUACCGGAGGGAUAAAGCCUUGUGUGUCUGCAUUUGGUGGAGAUCAGUUUGAAAAGGGCCAGGAAAAGCAAAGAAACAGAUUUUUUUCCAUCUUUUAUUUGGCCAUAAAUGCUGGAAGUCUGCUGUCUACUAUCAUCACUCCCAUGCUCAGAGUUAAAGAAUGUGGAAUUCACAGUAAACACCCUUGUUACCCAUUGGCGUUUGGGGUUCCUGCUGCCCUUAUGGCUGUAGCUCUGAUUGUAUUUGUCAUUGGCAGUGGAAUGUACAAGAAGGUCCAGCCCCAGGGUAAUGUCAUGGCUGAGGUCGCCAGGUGUGUUGGGUUUGCCAUCAAAAAUAGGGUCAGGCAUCGGAGUAAGAGAUUUCCCAAGAGGGAGCACUGGCUGGACUGGGCUCAGGAGAAAUACGACGAGCGGCUCAUCUCUCAAAUCAAGAUGGUUACAAGAGUGAUGUUCCUGUAUAUUCCUCUCCCCAUGUUCUGGGCCUUGUUUGAUCAGCAGGGCUCCAGGUGGACACUGCAAGCAACAGCUAUGAAUGGGAAAAUUGGAGUUAUUGAAAUUCAGCCAGAUCAGAUGCAGACCGUGAAUGCCAUCCUGAUCGUUAUCCUGGUCCCCAUCAUGGAUGCCGUGGUGUAUCCUCUGAUCGCAAAAUGUGGCUUCAGUUUCACUCCCUUGAAGAGGAUGACGGUUGGAAUGAUCCUGGCUUCCAUGGCUUUUGUGGCAGCUGCAAUUGUGCAGGUGGAAAUCGAAAAAACUCUUCCCGUCUUCCCCAAAGGAAAUGAAGUCCAAAUUAAAGUAUUGAAUAUAGGAAAUGAUACCAUGAAUAUAUCUUUUCCUGGAACGACAGUGACACUUAACCAGACGUAUCAAGCAAGUAAAUUUAUGACUUUCAGUGCAGACAAACUGACAAGUAUAAACAUUUCUUCUACUGGAUCGCCACUCACUCCAGUAGAUCCUGACUUUGAGCAGGGCCAUCGCCAUACCCUUCUAGUCUGGGCCCCAGACAAUUACCAAGUGGUAAAGGAUGGCCUUAACCAGAAGCCAGAAAAUGGAAAAAAUGGAAUCAGAUUUGUAAAUACUCUUGCUGAGAGCUUCAAUGUCACAGUGGAUGGGGAAGUUUAUGAAAACGUCACCAGUCACAAUGCCAGCGAAUAUCAUUUUUUCUCUUCUGGCAAAAAGACCUUCACAAUAAACUCAUCAGAGAUUGCACAACAGUGUAAAAAGUUGGAAACAUCCUACCUUGAAUUUGGUAGUGCGUAUACCUAUGUAAUCACAAGGGAGGGUGACAGCUGCCCCAAACUGACGAUAUUUGAAGAUAUUUCCCCGAACACAAUCAGCAUGGCCCUGCAAAUCCCCCAGUACUUCCUCCUCACCUGCGGCGAGGUGGUUUUCUCCGUCACGGGAUUGGAGUUCUCAUAUUCUCAGGCUCCUUCCAACAUGAAAUCCGUGCUUCAAGCAGGGUGGCUGUUGACAGUGGCAAUUGGCAACUUCAUCGUCCUUAUCGUAGCAGGAGCAGGCCAGUUCAGUGAACAGUGGGCCGAGUAUGUUCUGUUUGCGGCGUUGCUUCUGGUCGUCAGCGUAAUAUUUGCCAUCAUGGCCCGAUUCUAUACGUACAUCAAUCCAGCAGAGAUUGAAGCGCAGUUUGAUGCGGAUGAAAAGAAAGAGUACCUGGAAAAUAGCAACCCAUAUCCCAAGUUGGAUUCUGUCUCACAGACACAGAUGUGA